This is a messenger RNA of Suillus subaureus, 1084 nucleotides long. Its product is annotated as apolipo protein O-domain-containing protein. Bases 81 to 839 code for a protein of 252 amino acids. The transcript has 5 exons. NCBI's taxonomy places the organism in Eukaryota, Fungi, Basidiomycota, Agaricomycetes, Boletales, Suillaceae. The record is from RefSeq and is a predicted model, not a curated record. Gene Ontology annotation, biological process: cristae formation. Gene Ontology annotation, cellular component: MICOS complex; mitochondrial crista junction.
CACCUUCCGCUGCCGCGUCCGCGUGAACAUCCACUCAAUAUUUGACACAUACUGUUUCCAAACUAAAGGAUAUUACCUCAAUGGCUGCAGAGGCAGGCGUAGUUGCAAAUGCAGCUGAAGGUUCGGGAUCUUGGACCUCAAGCUCUGGCCAGACGAAGUUCUCCAUAUACCCCACUCCCAUACCCGAAGUUAUGCUACUCGACACCCCGUCGGCAUUAGAGAAGCGAAUUGGGAUGGUGCGGCGGGAGAUCACGGGUUACUAUACCGGCGUCCACUCCAAAACGCAGGAUAUUAUAGACCGGUGGAUCUCUGUUGAAGAGAAGGUGGAAACUCGCAUAAAAUCCUUCCGUGAUCCUACAGAGCCCUUAAAUCCCGGACUGCUCUAUACCGGAAUUUCUGCCCUGACGACGUCUGUCCUCACUCGCUCGCGCGCACUCCCUACACGUAUCUUUCUUCCUCCCAUAGCCCUAGUUGGCGCAUUUAUGUAUUUCCUUCCGGGUACCACUUCUCGGGUCGGUGCGUAUACCGGGGAGCUCGAAGAUCGUUAUGUCCCUCGCUUUCGAGAAAUCAGAAGAACCUCUGUCGCACACAGUGGCAUAGCCUGGGAGCGCGCGAAAGAAAGUGCUGCUGCUGGACGAGAGUCGGUUAAUAAAGGUGUGAAGAGCAUUGUGGGGAGCAUCGAACAGGGGACAGGGCUUAACCUAAAAGCUAUGGGAUGGGCACAGGAAGUGAAGAAGGAGGCGCAGAGUGUUGCUGAUGUAGUUCAAAAGGAUAUCAAGGAGGCUAUCGAGAGCAAGAGCUCGAGUGGCGACUCGGAAGACUCCAAGAGAUUGGUAUAGAGUGCGAGAGUGUCCACUUAGAGACUAACGUUUCGUGACGCUGGAAUAUUAUAUGUGGUACUCCCAUCUUCAAAAAGUGUUAUGAGAUGACUGACGGGACUAAGUACAUGCGAGUCUAUCAUUCAUCCUGCACAAAUGUAAUAAUGGCAUUGGUAACUACUAGCUAGGUAGAACAUCACGUUGUCACAGAGAGCGUUCAAGAUACCAAAUUCCCACGUUCCGCUGAAAUGCCUCACUAAUAAGAG